AUGAAUCACCGCCCGAUCCGGCUCCUACAUUUUCUACGCCAAUGUCUGAGUGCGGCUAAGGACUCGCUGACCCAGGUGAGUCACUCCAUCUCUAGCAAGCAGCUCCUAUUCUUUACCGAUCCUGUCACUCCCGGAUCUGUGUUCUUUCUUCCCCAUGGAACAAGAGUUUUUAACAAACUUAUCCUGUUUAUGAAAAACCAACAGCUCAAGUAUGGAUUCAAUGAAGUGAUAACUCCACUCAUAUAUAAGACCAAGCUCUGGAAGACCUCUGGUCAUUGGGAUAACUACAAAGAAGACAUGUUCAAGGUUGAGGGCAACGAUUCUUCCAAAGAGGAGGUAGUGGAGGAAGGCGAGAACCUUCAUGAGUACGGUCUCAAACCCAUGAACUGUCCGGGUCAUUGUCUUAUUUUCUCCAAGUUGGAAAGACUGUACCAAGAACUUCCAAUCCGCAUGUCUGACUUCCUGUCGUUGCAUAGAAAUGAAGCCAGCGGCGCUUUGUCUGGUUUGACAAGAGUUCGUCGUUUCCAUCAAGACGACGGACAUAUAUUCUGUGAACUUCAUCAAAUCAAUCAAGAGAUCGGUAGCACCAUAUCUCUCAUUAAGGACACCUACAACGUCUUUGGAAUUGACUCUGAGAAGAUCGAAUUUUUUCUCAGUACUAGGCCCGAAAAAUUCAUGGGCGAUGUUCUGACUUGGGAUAACGCUGAGGCUCAAUUGGCGCAAGUGCUUAACUCCACCGCAGGUGAGGGCAAGUGGCAGAUUCGCGAAGGAGAUGGUGCAUUUUAUGGACCUAAAAUCGACGUUUUGAUAACUGAUGCCUUUGAUAAGAAACAUCAGGUCGGCACAAUCCAGUUAGACUUUCAGCUACCAGCCCGAUUUGAUCUCAAAUAUAUCACAAGUGAUGGAAGUAGAGAUAAUCGCCCAAUUAUGGUUCAUCGGGCUGUUUUCGGGUCUCUAGAAAGAUUUUUUGCCAUUUUACUUGAUCACUAUCAGGGAAAAUGGCCCUUCUGGAUCAAUCCUCGACAAGCCGUGGUAAUUCCCGUUUCGGACAAGCACGCAGAAGCUGCCAAGCAAGUCCAAGCUCAAUUACAAGGCGAAAUUGUUGGAGGUGAUGCUGCUCUCGCUCCCUUGACAGGCUUUAACUUUUUUGUUGAUGUGGAUGCUCGUAGCGAGACCGUUGGAAAUAGAAUCAAGGAGGCCAUCCGUCAUGGAUAUUCAUACAUCGUCAUGAUUGGCGAUAAAGACAUUGAAAAGGGGACUGUGGCUGUCAGAUCCCGUGAUAGCCGACAGGUGGAGAAUGUGACUGUAAAUGACUUGUAUUCUCGCUUCGUUGAAUUGGAAAAGUCUUACAAGUAA
Australozyma saopauloensis is the source of this 1356-nucleotide messenger RNA. It is a transcript of the gene MST1, whose product is annotated as threonine--tRNA ligase. The record is from RefSeq and is a predicted model, not a curated record. Gene Ontology annotation, cellular component: cytoplasm. Gene Ontology annotation, biological process: mitochondrial threonyl-tRNA aminoacylation. The coding region runs from base 1 to 1356 and encodes 451 amino acids. Lineage: Eukaryota; Fungi; Ascomycota; Pichiomycetes; Serinales; Metschnikowiaceae. The transcript has a single exon. Gene Ontology annotation, molecular function: ATP binding; threonine-tRNA ligase activity.